Molecule: messenger RNA, 1819 nt
Organism: Myzus persicae (green peach aphid)
Lineage: Eukaryota; Metazoa; Arthropoda; Insecta; Hemiptera; Aphididae
Product: protein glass-like
Exons: 2
Coding region: 1-1704 (567 amino acids)
Biological process (GO): regulation of DNA-templated transcription
Molecular function (GO): DNA-binding transcription factor activity, RNA polymerase II-specific; RNA polymerase II cis-regulatory region sequence-specific DNA binding
Source: RefSeq, a predicted model, not a curated record
AUGCAUAUUUUCGAAGACCAACCGGCAGCCACGAUGAUGCACCACAAGUUGACUUCGAAGAAAAUGGACUACUCUCACUGCCCGCUCAAGAAACGUCCCGUGCACUUUGUCAAAUACGAGUACAUCAAAGAAGAGAUGGAUUUCGACAACACGGACGAAUGUUUGGAACCGGAAAACCUGAGCACUAAACCGCAAGAUCUGAGCGUGAAAUGCAAAUCGGAAUCGGUCGCGUCGGUGGAGGUGAAAAGAGAACCGCCGCCACCGUACGGACAACACGAAAACGCCGUGGCGCCCGUGUCGUCGUACUACAUCCAAAACUUACAACAACAACAACAACAACAACAACAACAACAACAGCAACAGCAACAACAUCAGCAACAGCUGCAGCACCAGCACCAGCAGCAGCAGCAACUGCGGCAGCAAGAACAACAAGAACAACACAACCGCCAACAGCAUCACCGCCAACAGCAGCAACCGCUACAGCCGACGGCCGUCAAGGCGGGUCCGCUGGAACCGCUGUGCCUGAACAUCGCGGGCGACCACCACCCGGCCACCGCGCAGGCCGCGGUCGCGGCGUACCAUCACCACCACAACCGGCAUCACUACGUGCAAGCCAUAACGCCGAGGCCCGUGCCCGCCCAGUACCCGAGCACCGGUUACCUGUCCGGUUACAUGUACCAGCACGGCGGCAGCACGAUGUUGGUGGCGGACAGGGCGUACCCCGCCGUGCCCGCGGCGGUCCCGUACCCGCCGGCCCUGAUGACGGUCGCCAGAGACGCGUCCCUAUCGCCGCCCGGCAACUCGGCCCGCACCGGUUCCGCUUUCAAGCCGCUCGUGCAGCUCACGUCGCCCGCCGCCGGCGUGACGCCGAUCCGCAGCCCGCCGGCCGCCUUGCCGAUCAACUGGUACGGACGGACCGCGGUCGGCGGUUGGUCGCCGUCGUCGGCCGACGCGGUCGACUCGUCGCCGCCACUGCCGCCGCCGUCGUCGUCGGCCUCGUCGGCGUCGGCCGCAUCGCCGGGCUACGGGCCGCCGUCGCACCAUCAACGCCUGCAGCAACAGACGCCGGCGCCGCAGCAGCAACAGUACCAACUGCAGCAGUAUUCGGGCGAGAGCGACGGCACCACCGCGUCGUCUUCGGCCGGAGCGGGAGGCGGCGCCAAGCGCAAGUCCAACGUCGCCGCCGCCGCCGUCACCGUCACCGCGGCCCCGGGCCGGUACAAGUGCGCCACGUGCUCGAAGACGUACUCGACCCUGUCCGGGCUGACCAAGCACCAGCAGUACCACUGCACGGACGACGAGACGCAGUGCGCCGCGGCCGCCAAGACGUUCCACUGCAAGUACUGCGACAAGGCGUACAACACGCUCGGCGCGCUCAAGAUGCACAUCCGCACACACACGCUGCCGUGCAUCUGCAAGCUGUGCGGCAAGGCGUUCAGCCGGCCGUGGCUGUUGCAGGGACACAUCCGCACCCACACCGGCGAGAAGCCGUUCUCGUGCCAGCACUGCAACCGGGCGUUCGCCGACAGGUCCAACUUGCGCGCCCACCUGCAGACCCACUCGGACGUCAAGAAGUACUCGUGCACCACGUGCAGCAAGACGUUCAGCCGCAUGUCGCUGCUCACCAAGCACUGCGACACCGGGUGUCCGAGGCUGUUGCCCCACCACCAGCAACAGCAACAGCAACAGCAACAGACGGUUUAGAUGACUGCAACCGUUGCGCCACUACCUAUAUAUAUAUAUAUAUAGCCGCUGCGCAGCUGUACCGCCAUUAUUGCGUAUAUUAUAUGUUAAAUUAUUAUUAAACAUAUUAUUUAUA